GUAAAUCCUCGACGACGGAUGGGCAGGCGACGAUGGAAGCGUGUUGCGCAUGGGAUUUGCACAUUUGGUUAUAUCAAGACAACAACUUUGAUGAACUUUUGACGGAACGAGUCGUAAUUCCGGCCGCUUACCUUUCUAUGCAACAAGCGAAUCAACUGCUGCAAGAUAUGGAAGAGAACGAAGUUGUAUUGGUCACACUAUACACACGUUGGCGGCCCCAGUACAAUCCCGCGAUCUUGCUAAUUUGGGCUCUGGGAGUAUCAGUCGCGGCAUUAGCUGCCUAUCUUUCCGCCGGCGACUACCAUGACUAUAUUCGUAGAGUGCUGCGCCGGCAAGAACGUCACCGGCAAGGUAUAGAUACAACUACUUCCUCAAGAACGAAAGUGAACGAUGGCGUUGAACGCUCGGCGUCGUCGGCCAGGGCUCCUCCUGAAGAUAUGGAAUUAACUGCCGCCCACGCACUUGGCUUCAUCAUUAUGGCCAGCUCGAGUUUAUUGGUUUUGUUCUAUUUCAAGAUCUAUGGCAUUGUCAAAGUUUUUUACUCGAUGGGUUGCAGUAAGGCUGUCAGUCAGGUAGUUGUGGAUCCUUUUUUGAAACGGCUAAUGAAGAAAUUUCGAGUUCGCAAUCAAAUCAUUUGGCGAACAAAUACAGAAGAUUUUGGUGAUAUAUCAUUGCGUGACAUUAUGGCGCACGUCAUUGGAUUCACUUUGGGUCUCUCUUGGUUGAUCAUCGCUUUUGUGGCGCGGGACCCGGGAUCAAUUACUUUUUUCUGGAUCAUGCAAGAUAUUUUUGGUACCUGCAUGUGUGUCAUGUUCCUGCAGGUUAUCAAACUCAAUAGCAUUCGAGUCGCGGCAAUUUUGCUGGUUGUAGCUUUUUUCUACGAUAUCUUUUUUGUCUUCGUGACGCCGUUGCUGUUUCAAGGCAAGUCUGUCAUGAUUACAGUGGCGACAAGAAAUCCGUUACCCAUGCUGUUAACUAUCCCUCGCCUGUUUGAUUUCGAAGGUGGUUCAAGUCUGCUUGGAUUAGGAGAUAUCGUCUUGCCUGGUUUGUUACUGAGUUUCGCCGCCCGUUUUGAUGCCGCUAAGCGAAUGAUGGGCGUUAUGGGCGGCGGUAGUGGUAGCUUGACAUCUUAUCAUUGCCAAGAACGGCGCUACUGCUGCAGCUGUGGAUUGUGCAGUGGGGGAUACUUUCCUCCCAUGGUGGCAGCCUAUGCGGUAGGUCUACUCAUGGCAAACAUGGCUGUACAAAUCAUGCAUAUGGGGCAGCCUGCGUUGCUGUAUUUAGUUCCUUGCUGUUUGGGAACCAUGGUAUACAUGGGAUGGCGCAGGAACGAACUAUCAGAACUCUGGGAUAUUUCCAAAGUUAUACGGUCCGCCGAUAAUACUUUGUACGGGGAUUACUAUUCGUCAGGGCCAUCAACAAUGGCAACUUCCCACGAUCGUCACGCUCCAUUACCGCAAGAUGACGACGAACCUGGUAUUGCUGUACAGACUGUGCCAUCCGCAUUGGACGAUACGGGCAGUGCUCCAUUUCUUCCCGAAAACGAUCCUUGAGUGACGUGAAGCAAUAAUUGUGCGUAAAAUAAAAAAAUCGAUUAAAAAUGUUUGCGUUAUUCU
Messenger RNA from Phaeodactylum tricornutum CCAP 1055/1, 1616 nucleotides. RefSeq lists its product with no specific name. Bases 33 to 1553 code for a protein of 506 amino acids. The record is from RefSeq and is a predicted model, not a curated record. Gene Ontology annotation, molecular function: aspartic endopeptidase activity, intramembrane cleaving. The transcript is spliced from 2 exons. Gene Ontology annotation, biological process: membrane protein proteolysis. NCBI's taxonomy places the organism in Eukaryota, Bacillariophyta, Bacillariophyceae, Surirellales, Neidiaceae. Gene Ontology annotation, cellular component: Golgi-associated vesicle membrane; lumenal side of endoplasmic reticulum membrane; lysosomal membrane.